Messenger RNA from Ramularia collo-cygni, 1611 nucleotides. Its product is annotated as related to serine/threonine-protein kinase RIO1. Gene Ontology annotation, biological process: maturation of SSU-rRNA. Gene Ontology annotation, molecular function: protein serine/threonine kinase activity; ATP binding. The transcript has a single exon. Gene Ontology annotation, cellular component: cytosol; preribosome, small subunit precursor. The coding region runs from base 1 to 1611 and encodes 536 amino acids. The record is from RefSeq and is a predicted model, not a curated record. Lineage: Eukaryota; Fungi; Ascomycota; Dothideomycetes; Mycosphaerellales; Mycosphaerellaceae.
AUGGCCGCUCCAGCCCAACCACCGCAUAGAUACGUCGAGAACGAGGGCUACAUCGACCUCAACUCUACAGCUCCCGCCAUGCCCGGUUCCGCCACCGAUACCGCACCUGCAGACGACUUCGACGACGAUGAAAACUACGACAGCAUCUUCGCCGACUCGGAGGAGGAAGAUGAGACUCUCCUCGGUGCCUCCAACCCAUCGGAUUAUACCAAAGCAUACAACCGCCAACGCAAACUCAACGAUAACAACAUCCCCGCUGCACAAAAGCCAAAGGCAAAUCCUCAAUUGAAUACCGCUGCAGCCGUGGACGAUCAUAUCAAAUCACUUUCGCGCCACACUGCAAAACUUCGAAUCAACGACAUGGAGGCUGGCGUCACCAAAUCGCAUGCUGGGGCGGAAAAGUCAGAUCGUGCGACCACCGAACAGGUCCUUGAUCCCCGCACACGAAUGAUGAUGUUGCAGAUGUUGAAUCGAAACAUUGUUAGCGAGAUCAAUGGCGUGAUAUCGACGGGGAAAGAGGCGAACGUCUACCACGCGGUGACAAUUCCUCAGGAAGAGGAGGAGGGCGGGAAAGAGUUGAACAGGGCGAUCAAGGUCUACAAGACGAGUAUCCUCGUAUUCAAGGAUCGAGACAAGUAUGUCACUGGUGAACAUCGUUUCAGACAUGGAUACAACAAAAGUAACAACCGCGCCAUGGUGAAGGUGUGGGCGGAGAAGGAGUUUAGAAAUCUGAGAAGAUUACAUGCUGCCGGGAUUCCAUGUCCCGAACCGGUGUAUCUCAAGGCACAUGUCUUGGUCAUGUCUUUCUUGGGCAACAGCAAGGGUUAUCCGGCGCCGAGACUGCGGGAUGUUGAGUUCGAGGCCGAAGAGGCAGCGGCAAGGUGGAGAGAGGUGUAUGUGGAGCUGCUGGGAUACAUGCGGAGGAUGUAUCAGGUCUGCAAGCUUGUGCACGCAGAUCUCAGCGAGUACAACUUGCUAUAUUGGAAGGGAAAGUUGAUAGUCAUCGAUGUCAGCCAGAGUGUGGAGCCGGACCAUCCCAGAUCGUUGGAGUUCCUGAGAAUGGAUGUCAAGAACGUGAGCGACUUUUUCAGGAGAAAGGGAGUAGAAACGCUUUCGGAGAGAAAGGUUUUUGGAUUUGUGAGUCGAGGUGAAGGUGCGGUUGAGGAGGACGGUAUGAAGCUUGCGAUUGAGAAAUUGUUCGACGAGGGCGAUGAUGAGGAGAAUACGGAGGUCGACAACGAGGUCUUCCGACAGCAAUACAUCCCACAGAAUCUGGAGCAGGUCUACGAUAUCGAGAGAGACGGCGAGAGGAGAGAAAAGGGCGAGGGUCUGGUCUACGAUGGCUUGCUUGCUGAGGAGAAGAAGAAGGACGAAGAGGGUGCAGACGCCGACGACGAUGACUCUGAUAGUCAAGAUGGCUCUUCUUCCGGGGAAGGCUCACAUCAAGAUUGGGAGACUGGACCUCCGAGAGGGAGACGAUUCGAGGACAAGGAUGCCAAGAAGGAGCACAAGAAGGCCGUCAAAGAGGCAAAACGGGAAUCGCGGAAGGAAAAGAUGCCGAAGCAUGUCAAGAAAAAGCUGGUUGGACAGGGCAGUCGAGGGAAGAAGUGA